Molecule: messenger RNA, 5257 nt
Organism: Trichoplusia ni (cabbage looper)
Lineage: Eukaryota; Metazoa; Arthropoda; Insecta; Lepidoptera; Noctuidae
Product: probable phosphorylase b kinase regulatory subunit beta
Exons: 22
Coding region: 174-3410 (1078 amino acids)
Biological process (GO): glycogen metabolic process
Cellular component (GO): phosphorylase kinase complex
Molecular function (GO): calmodulin binding
Source: RefSeq, a predicted model, not a curated record
UAUUAUUAUAGUACUUAUUUAUAAGAUUUGAAUUAUAUUAAAAUAUACGAAUCAAGAGGCAAACUGCAACCGCUUUUAUAAUAUUCAUAUAGAAGAAUGAUUUUAAUUUUAUUUCUUUUCUAAAUUUGUUUAUAUACUUUGUUUAUUUAUGGGCGAAGCCCAUUCCAGAUAUAAUGAUUCGACAAGGCAGCAUUGAUGAUAUAAAUUCGCAACAAUUUUUAAAGAUCUCCAAUUAUGAAGAUACUGUUCGACAAUUGGACAUAUAUUAUGCCAUUGUGAAGAGGCAAUUACUGAGAUUUCAAAGUCCAAUCACUGGACUAUUCCCUGUUUUAUCAUCAGACCUCCACAUAGGAAGUGUGAGAGAUAGUAUUUACUGUGCUUCAGCUGUUUGGGGCUUGUACCAAGCCUACAGACGCAUAGAUGAUGACAGAGGCAAGUCUCAUGAGCUUGGUCAGAGCACAGUAAAAUGCAUGCGAGGGAUCUUAGAAUGUUGGGUGAAGCAGUCAGCGCGGGUGGAGGCGUUUAAGACGCGGCAAAGUGCGGCGCACGCACUUCACGUCAAGUUUCACCUCACAACUGGGGAACCAGUGCUCACAGAUGAACAGUAUCAUCACCUACAGAUAGAUGUUAUCUCCUUAUAUUUACUGUUCCUUGUUCAAAUGAUUACUUCUGGCUUGCAGAUUAUUUAUACCCAGGAUGAAGUUGCAUUUGUUCAGAACUUAGUUUAUUACGUAGAACGCGCUUACAGAACGCCAGAUUAUGGCAUGUGGGAAAGAGGAUCCAAAUAUAACGAUGGAAAACCAGAAAUACAUGCUUCUUCCAUUGGUAUGGCAAAGGCAGCACUAGAAGCUAUUAAUGGAUGCAACCUCUUUGGAGACAAGGGCGCGUCAUGGAGUGUUGUUUACGUAGAUAUUGAUGCACAUAAUCGUAAUAGAAGUAUUUUUGAAACUAUGUUACCUCGCGAAUCUAGUUCCAAGGGCGUCGACGCUGCGCUACUUCCAACAGUUUCAUUCCCAGCGUUCGCGACACACGAAGAACACUUAGUACAGUUAACAAAAAACAACAUAUUACGGCGGUUGCAAGGAAAAUGUGGCUUCAAGAGGUUUAGUCGCGAUGGUUACAAAUGCGUUCUAGAAGAUCCUAAUAGAAGGUAUUAUCAUGAGGGGGAGUUAAAGGAGUUUGACGGCGUUGAGUCUGAAUGGCCACUGUUUUAUGUGAUGAUGAUCAUUGAUGGCGUCUUCCGCACACUCCCUGAACAAGUUGAAGAGUUCCAGAAACUGCUGAAAGCAAGGAUAUAUAUGGAUGAAAAUGGAGAUCCAGUUAUUCCAUGGUACUAUUAUGUACCUCGUGAGGGUAUUGAGAACGAGCGUAGUGAACCUAAUUCUGUACGGCGAUUACCUGCAAAUCACCCCAGUGACAAUUACGACAAAGAUACAGGCGGUUUGUUCCUGUGGGCGCAGUCAAUGUUCGUGUUGGCUCAGCUGCUGACUGGCGGGUUGCUCCAUGUGAACGAGUUGGAUCCUAUCCGGCGAUACUUACCUUCUUACAACCGUCCGAGACGUGCUGGACGAUACUCCGCUUUCCAGGCCAAGCCUACAUUUGGUAUUGCCACGGAUCUGGUAGUACAAGUUGUCCUGAUAGCAGAGUCCAUGCGUCUCCAAGCCAUGAUGGGAACUUAUGGUAUACAAACACAGACACCACAUGAGGUUGAGCCAGUCCAGGUAUGCAGUUCUACUCAGUUGGUUCACGUAUACAGAGAGCUUGGAGUUUGUCCAAAAUUGAAGCUGACGGGGCGUCCCAUACGUCCGAUUGGAUCGCUCGGGACAAGCAAGAUAUACCGAGUAUGCGGCAUGACUGUGCUCUGCUACCCGUUGAUAUUUGAAGUGUCGGAGUUUUACCUCUACCGAGACAUGGCGCUACUUAUUGACGACAUUAAAACUGAACUGCAGUUCGUUGGCAAAUAUUGGCGACUGUCAGGCCGGCCCACAGUGUGUCUGCUGGUGCGCGAGGAGCACAUGCGUGACCCUCACUUCAAGCACAUGCUCGACCUGUUCGCGAUGCUCAAGAAGGGCCACUGCGACGGCGUCAAGGUCAGGCUCGGAAGAUUGCAGAACUUAAUAUCCAGUUCUUGUAUGGAACAUCUGGAUUUUAUGAGCCAGGGUGAAUUCCCAUCAGAGAUGUUCACUCAGUUCAAGCAGUUGGAGCACGAGUAUAUCGGUUACCAGUCCUUAACCGACGUGCCCCGAACCCUCACGUAUCGCGAGGAGAACAUCUCCUACGAAAUGUACAAGAACCGCUCCACGCCUGAUGUCGUCGCUGCGUUGAGAGCCACAGAUAAUAUAUUUGCACAAUGCCAGCUGUGGGGCAUCCUGAUUGAGCGGGAAGGUCACAUGUUUGAGGUGAACGGCACGAACGCCCUGGAGUCCCUGAAGAGCCUGUACCACAGCGCGGGCGUGCUGCGCCACUGGCGCGCGGUGCGCUACUGCUCGUCGCUGCUCAACCACACCGUCGACUCCAUCAGCCCCUUCAUCACCACUGUGCUCGUCAAUGGGAAACAGCUAACAGUAGGAGUGAUUGGUCAGAAAGAGACGGUGUUUGAUAAACCCAUGACGCCCGGCGAGAUCCAGUCAGUGAUGUAUUCAACUAUACAACCGUACGAUGUUAUCGGUGCAGUAUUACAACAGGAAAUAGUAUUAUACUCGGGACGUCUGAUUGGUACCAACCCGGACAUGUUCCGGGGCAUCCUGAAGAUCCGCGUGGGCUGGGUGCUGGAAGCCAUCCGCAUCUACCUGGAGCUGUUCCCCGCGGAGAAGCGCGCGGACGGAACACUCGAGAGCCUGUCGCCCUACAAGCUGCGGACCUUGCUGCAGACUGUGCUCACUGUCUCCGAUUGGGCGGAAGAGAGGGGGUUAACACCUUUACAGAGACGUCAACUUGAAGGCUGUCUUUGUCGUGUACCAAAACAUUUUUAUAUUCAAGUUUGGGACAUUUUACUGCGCACACCAAAGGGAAUUAUUAUCCAGGGGCAUUGGAUCCCGGCGGAGCCGACGCUGGUGAACAUGUCGCGGUCGGAGCUGUCGUUCGCGCUGCUGGUGGAGGAGGCGCUGCUGCGCGUGGGCAGCCCGGCGCGGCGCCAGCUGUGCGUGGAGCUGCUGUGCGUGCUGGCCGCCAUCCUGCGCAGGAACCCCGAGCUCUACCUGCAGCAGCCGCUGCACAUCGACCGCCUCGUCGACGACGCGCACAUCACCUAUGCCAAGGACAUCGGGUCGGCGGACAGCAACGCGCUGGCGGCGGCGGCGCCGGGCGUGAGUGUGGGCUACCUGGCGCGCGCCGUCGUCAACUCCGUGUUGCAGGGCGCCGCCGCCGCGCACCUCGACCCCAACACGCAGCCCUCCUGCCUCGUGUCCUGACCGCCUCACACACAUGCACUACCUACUACACUAGCGCCUCUCUUUCCGGUAACUUGUUCAUAAUUGACGAUUUACUAAUGUUAUCAAAUAUUCGUAAAAUGUCGAAAAUAGAGACAUUUCUUUUAAAAUUAAUAUUAUUUAACGGAUCAAAAUGUUUUGUAUACUAUCAAUUAUGAAAUACAUUUUUAGAAAGCAGUAUUUACACUUCAAGUAGCCUAUACGAUACGGCUGCUUACUUGUUCUUGCUUGUGGUUACUUACCGAGAUCCUAAUUUUGUUGGUCAUACCAUAGAGCUCGUGCAAAAGCAUGCCAGGGACUGCCACUCGCUGUUUGUAAAAUGCGCUCGACUUUCAACGUUAUUUUGUUAUAAUAUUAUACUUGUUACACAUGCCAUACAUGUUGUACAAAUAUUACAUUAGACAGCCAUAUUUUUUAGAUAAGUGAAUUAUAUUUUGUGAACGACUGAUAUUAAUAAAAUCGUAUAAAAGACGUGGAUUUAUGUAAAAUCUUUAUUUUCAUCGUGAUUUUAUCACAGAAAUUAAUAAGCGUGCCAAUUUGUACACUAAUUGGAAAUGUUGAUACAGCAAACAAUUGUUGUUACUUUGAAACAUAAACAUUCGAGAUACUAGAGAUUUCUUGCGUCUUUGAUAUUUUCUUUUGUAAUGUGUUUUUCCACUAACAAAAAUGACAUUUCUUGCCCUUUAAAAUUUCCUAACAUUUCACCGUAGUUUAUUAUUGUUUUACUUAAUUUCUUGCCAGCUAAUCAGAUCAAUCUCUGUAGUCCAUUUGUUAAAUACUUAAAAAAGGUAAGUUAUCUUAUGGAGAGUAUAAAUGUUGGUGUGCUUUUUUAUAGAAACAUACAUCAUAGUAGAAAUAUAUGACUGAUUUAUUUCAGUAGUUUAACCUCCUAAGACCCAAAAGCAAAAUAUGUUCGAGGGAUUCUCGGCCUUAUUUGCUUAUAGGUUUAUUAUUAGAUCUUCGAGCAUUUUUUACUUGUAGAAAGCGUUGAAUAAUUGUGGAUUAUUGCGUUUAACGUCGAAAUGUCGAGCCAAACGAGCGUAAGCGUGCGUCUCGAUGUUUGUAUGAAGAGCCGUUUCGUAUUGUUUGGCCAUCUCCUGGACAACAAACGACCGUAACCUGUCGUCGUAUCUUCUAUCACCGAACAUGGCUCGAAAAGUCUCCGAAUAGGGGCCUUUUCCUUUCAUGGCGUACAAAAAAUUUAAUACAUCCGGUUUUGAUGGUAAAAUCGGUGAGUCGAGAGUAGUUUAUCCAUACACCCAAUUCUAUGUAGACUCGAGACAAAUCUCGUACAUGUCGACGUAUCUCCGACAAAAGUUUCAACCGUUUUUCUUGUUCCAAAAGAGGACAUAUGAUCGCGACCACGUUUUAUCGUGUAAACUUCGAGCCCAACUCCGGGGUCGAGAGAGAGAUAUUCUUUACAUUCCUUUGAACUUCUUCGGGUAUGAUCCAGACCACCACACGUCUUACAAGCGAGAAGCAUGAUCGAGGAUUCGCCCCCCUGUCAAAAGUCUUCCUAUUUAAGUAUUUAUACAAAUAGCUAUGGCUAAUUUUUAGGUCAAGGGUUUUAAAAGCGUCCCAUAAUGUCUGUCGUAGCUGUCAAAAAAAUAUAUUUUUUUUUAUAAUAAAGGAAUAACACUAUAAGGUAGAAUAUGAUUUAUUUGAAUGUCCUUGUAAAAGUACAUCGGGACUUAUUAGAAGGAUAGGUAUCUAUUCAACUUAGUCAACUUUAUAGCUGUUUUACAUUUAUUUUUAGUCGCGUUUCAUUAAACUGAGUUCUUAGAAGUCACUCACCUUUUUUUAGUAUCUAAAGAAGUGGAGUAUGGUAA